Molecule: messenger RNA, 2468 nt
Organism: Fundulus heteroclitus (mummichog)
Lineage: Eukaryota; Metazoa; Chordata; Actinopteri; Cyprinodontiformes; Fundulidae
Gene: ccr9a
Product: chemokine (C-C motif) receptor 9a
Exons: 4
Coding region: 401-1573 (390 amino acids)
Biological process (GO): chemotaxis; G protein-coupled receptor signaling pathway; immune response
Cellular component (GO): membrane
Molecular function (GO): scavenger receptor activity; chemokine binding; chemokine receptor activity
Source: RefSeq, a predicted model, not a curated record
GUGGAGCACGGCGGUGGAGGGAUGAUGCUUUGGGCUCGUUUCACACAAACAGGAAUGAGGAGAGAAUGAAGGCGCUGGAACGGCCUAGUCAAAGUCCAGCACCUGACGGCUGUGGUGGAACCUUCAGAGAGCGGAGCAGAACCGUCAGUGACCCAAAGAGCGGAGCAGAACCCUGUGUAGAGGUUCUACAGGCUGAUGGAUCCGGGCCGGCCCGCUUGUUGUGCGGUUCUGCCUCUCUGAGUGUGAUGAGAUGUUUUUGGCGGCCUGAGGCUCCGCCCCUCCCCCACAGUUUGCGUAACGUCUGCGUCGCUCUUCCUUUUAUUCGUCACGCUGUGGUUUAACGGACAGAAAGUGAGACGAGCAGCAAAGAGUGAAACUCUGCAGAGACGAGGAGCCCACCAUGCAGGAAAUGAUGGUUUUCCAGCUGGAUGACCUCAUCACCAUGAACAUGACCUCCAUGGAUGACCUCAUCACCAUGGCGACUGAGGACCCGUCUUACCUCAGUCCUUCAGCCACCACUGAGGAUUACGGCUAUGAAGACUAUGAGGACAACAUCACCGACCUGAUGUGCGACCGGCAGUCGGUGCGGGACUUCAGGAGCCGCUACGAGCCGCCGUUCUUCUGGAUCAUCAUUCUGGUGGGCGGAGCCGGGAACCUGGCCGUGGUGUGGAUCUACCUGAGCUUCCGUAAGCGUCUGAAGACCAUGACGGACGUGUACCUGCUGAACCUGGCGGUGGCCGACCUCCUCUUCCUGAUCUCGCUGCCGCUGUGGGCGACCGAGGCCUCGCACGGCUGGAUCUUUGGGCCCGCCAUGUGCAAGAUAAACUCCGCCCUCUACAAGGUGAACCUCUUCAGCAGCAUCCUGCUCCUCACCUGCAUCAGCGUGGACCGCUACGUCGUCAUCGUGCAGACCACCAAGGCGCAGAACUCGCAGCUGGAGCGGCGCCGCUGCAGCCGGCUGGUGUGCGCCGCCGUCUGGCUGCUGGCGCUGCUGCUCGCCACGCCGGAGCUCACCUUCGCCGCCCCCGCCGGCGCCGGCUCAAAGUCCUACUGCAGGAUGGUUUACCCGUCCAACCUGGGCAACCGCACCAAAAUCCUGGUGCUGUCCCUGCAGGUGAGCAUGGGCUUCUUCAUCCCCUUCAUCAUCAUGGCCUUCUGCUACAGCGUCAUCAUCGCCAAGCUGCUCAAGACGCGUAACUUUGAGAAGCACAAGGCCAUGCGGGUGAUCCUGGCGGUGGUGGUGGUGUUCAUCGCCUCGCAGCUGCCCUACAACAGCAUGCUGGUGAUGGAGGCCGCCCAGGCGUCCAACAUGACCGUCACCGACUGCCACAAGGUGAAGGCCAUCGACAUGGCGGGCCAGGUGCUGAAGAGUCUGGCCUACAUGCACGCCUGCCUCAACCCCUUCCUCUACGUCUUCGUGGGCGUGCGCUUCCGCCGCGACAUAAAGCGCCUGCUGCGCUGCUGCCUGCCCCCGGCCGCCAAGACUCCUCUGGGGAAGACCAGGAGUCCUCUGAGCUCCACCAGGAUCACGGUGAUGUCCGACAGCGACACCUCCCAGGCGCUGUCGCUGUAGAGGCGCCGCGCCGCGCCGCACCGCGCCGCACCGCGCCGCACCGCGCCGCACCGCGCCGCACCGCGUCCUGAUGUGGCGACAGGAAGAGCCGUCUGUUCCCAGCUUCAACCAGGCCUCGUUAAGAUGCUAGCUGCUUUACUUCUCUGUCAGCCGUCACUCUGCCGUCACGACACCUUCCAACAAGAACUACUCAUCAGCCUGAAGCCGUUAAACCCAGAGAACCUUCACAGAACCUUCACAGAACCUUCAGAGAACCUUCACAGAACCUUCAGGUGAACAAUCUGUGGCCGCUGUUCUCAGCCAGGUGGGAUCUGACCCACAGGUGUGCAGCUGACUCACAGAGAGCUGGAACCCGGACCGGUUCAUGUGGGCCCCGCCUGCCUCACCUGGAGGGCAGGUGUUCUGGCCAGAUCUCACCUUUCCAGGAGGUUGUCCGGACUUUACGAGGGCGUGUUCAGGACUCGUCCCUGUCGGUUGUUUGGGGGACUUUCUCAGGACUUUGCUGUACUGUGAAGCUGUCUGACUAACAGAGCGCGUGAUGUUUGAGCUGCUGUCACCGGAUAGUCCGGUCAUGUGACCCGCCAUGUGUCAGGUCACCCCGAGCCAAAUGUUUGAUUCUCAUGUAAAUAGGAUUUUAUGUGUGUUUCUUCUCUGUGACGUUUAAACUCCUUCUCCACUGCUAACACAUGCUAACCCGUGCUAACCGGGCUAACAGGGCUAACAGGGCUAACAGGGCUAACCGGGCUAACAGGGCUAACCGGGCUAACCGGGCUAACAGGGCUAACAGGGCUAACCGGGCCCGGUCCUCUGCUGCUGUAAAGAUCUGGCUGUGAGAUUUCUUCACUGUAAAUGUUUUUAUGUUGGAUUAUUGAGAAUAAAGUGUUUGAAGUCUUCA